AUGUCUAUGGAAUUAGAUCAAUCAUUGGAUGCUAUCAUUGCUUCAAAGCCCAAAGGAGGAAUUAGAAAGCGCCGUUCUCGUGUUAGCAAACCUAAAGCCCCUAAAGCAAACAAACCCUCUAACGAUACUGCUUCUACCAUAAAAUCGGUAAUCUCUGAGGAAUCUAAAAUCAUCGUAUCUAACUUGCCUGCUGAUGUUACAGAGCCUCAAGUUAGAGAACUUUUUGUAAAGUCUAUUGGACCUUGCAAGCGUGUAUCUUUGGCUUAUGGCCCAAAUGGUCGCUCAAAGGGCAUUGCUACUGUUAUCUUUUCUCGUCCUGGCGAUGCCACUCGUGCUUAUGAACAGUACGAAGGACGUGUGGUUGAUGGCACCAGAAAAAUGAAGGUUGAGAUUAUCCUUGACCCCAGUCGUCAAUUGAAUUCAUUAGCCGCUCGCGUUGCUCCUGCUAAAGCCAAUACAUCUAGCAAGCCCAAGUCCACAAGAAGAAGAAACAUUCGUCGUGGUAAGGGUAAUAGCCGUCCCAAGAAAUCGGCUGAGGAGCUUGAUAAGGAAAUGGAUGAUUACUUUGGAUCGAACACUGAGAAUAAAAAUGAUCAAGGACUUAUGAUAUAA
Schizosaccharomyces cryophilus OY26 is the source of this 612-nucleotide messenger RNA. RefSeq names its product RNA binding protein Mlo3. The record is from RefSeq and is a predicted model, not a curated record. Gene Ontology annotation, cellular component: nucleus. Gene Ontology annotation, biological process: mRNA export from nucleus. Lineage: Eukaryota; Fungi; Ascomycota; Schizosaccharomycetes; Schizosaccharomycetales; Schizosaccharomycetaceae. The transcript is spliced from 2 exons. Gene Ontology annotation, molecular function: mRNA binding. The coding region runs from base 1 to 612 and encodes 203 amino acids.